GAGGGAGAGGCAGCCCGCUGGGUGAAGAAGGAAGCAAGCUGUUCUGAUUGGCUUUGGGAAGGCGGACAGUGUCUACAUAAAUGGCAAUCACAUCCUCUGUGCCUUUUAACUGUCACCGAGGAGAGAGAGCAGGGACAGAGAUCACACAGCCCUGGGCCACCCCUCUCUCUUUGACAAAGCCCGGUCACCAUGAAUGCAAGUGAGUUCCGAAGGAGAGGGAAGGAGAUGGUUGACUAUGUGGCUGACUACAUGGAGGGCAUUGAGGAGCGCCAGGUGUACCCUGAUGUGGAGCCUGGCUACUUGCGGCCCCUGAUUCCUGCCUCUGCCCCCCAGGAGCCUGACACAUUUGAGGAUAUCAUUAAGGAUGUGGAGAAGAUAAUCAUGCCCGGGGUGACCCACUGGCACAGCCCCUACUUCUUUGCUUACUUUCCCACGGCCAGUUCCUACCCGGCCAUGCUUGCAGACAUGCUGUGCGGGGCUAUUGGCUGCAUUGGCUUCUCCUGGGCUGCAAGUCCAGCCUGCACAGAGCUGGAGACUGUGAUGAUGGACUGGCUGGGAAAGAUGCUGCAGCUGCCGGAGGAAUUUUUAGCUGGGAAAGCUGGAGAAGGAGGUGGAGUGAUUCAGGGAAGUGCCAGUGAAGCCACUUUGGUGGCCCUGCUGGCUGCUCGGACCAAAGUGAUACGCCGCCUGCAGGCCGCCUCGCCAGAGCUGACAGCAGGGGCCAUCAUGGAGAAGCUGGUGGCCUAUUCAUCAGAUCAGGCACAUUCCUCAGUGGAAAGAGCUGGAUUAAUUGGUGGAGUGAAGUUAAAGACUGUCCCUUCAGAUGACAAGUUUGCUAUGCGCUCCUCUGCGCUGAGGGAGGCUGUCGAGAGAGACAAGGCUGCUGGCCUGAUUCCUUUCUUUGUGGUAGCUACACUGGGUACAACUUCCUGCUGCUCAUUUGACAAUCUCCUAGAAGUGGGCCCUCUCUGUAACCAGGAGAAUCUAUGGCUGCACAUUGAUGCUGCUUAUGCAGGCAGCUCCUUCAUCUGUCCUGAGUUCCGGCAUCUUCUGAAUGGAGUAGAGUUUGCAGAUUCAUUUAAUUUUAAUCCCCACAAGUGGCUGUUGGUGAAUUUUGACUGUUCUGCUAUGUGGGUGAAAAAGAGAACAGAUUUAACUGGAGCCUUUAAACUGGACCCCCUCUACUUGAAGCACAGCCACCAAGAUUCAGGGCUGAUCACUGACUACAGGCACUGGCAGUUACCGCUGGGUCGAAGAUUCCGCUCUUUGAAAAUGUGGUUUGUGUUUAGGAUGUAUGGAGUCAAGGGACUGCAAGCCUAUAUCCGCAAGCAUGUCCAGCUGUCUCACGAGUUUGAGUCUCUGGUGCAGCAGGAUCCUCGUUUUGAAAUUUGUGCGGAAGUCACUCUGGGGUUGGUCUGCUUUCGGCUCAGGGGAUCCAACAAACUGAAUGAAGCUCUUCUGCAGAGAAUUAACAACGCCAAAAAGAUCCACCUGGUCCCCUCUAACCUCAGAGACAAGUUUGUUCUGCGGUUUGCCAUUUGUUCCCGUACUGUGGAGUCUGCCCAUGUACACCUUGCCUGGGAGCACAUAAGAGCACUAGCCACUGAAGUUCUGGGGGCAGAGAUGGAGGGAAAAUGAGCCAGGGGCAGCAGAGACCAAAAGUUUAAAAGAUACAUAUUGGAAAACGGAAUGACAUGAAAACGAAUCUCACCCUGAUUCCAUGUGACCAACCCUACAUGUGUCUGUUUCUUUCUCUAAAACCAUCCAAAAGUGAUUGCAUCUGUUCAGUUCCUCAUCAAUAAAGGAAUAUUGCCUCCUGUAUGAAAAGUUAAUACCAGUAUUUAAUAGUUUUUUAUAUUAUUUUGUUGUGAAUUUCUGCUGAUUAAAAGUUGUAUUUUGUGCUUGUUAGUGGUAUGAAAGUCUUAGAGAAAUAUUUCCUAGUUCAGUCUAUAAUUACACUUGAAAUUAUACCUGUGACCUUAAUAGUUGCUUUACUGACUUCUCAGUAUAUAUCAGGCAUUAUUUAGGAAGCAUUAAUCAUAAGCAAUUGUUACUUGGAGAUGACUCUAACUUAAAGGAAUAAAUUCAGAAUGAAGACACAACCAGAGUCUGGGUCUACUGGUUUGAUGGGAAUGACAGUAACCUGCAGAGCCUUGAAUUCCUUAUAAGUCUAUCUGGCUUGUAGUGCCAUGAAUUAGUUAGAAAGCUCUCAAUGUAAACAAUAAUACUAAUGGCAUGGGGACAAAGAAUAGUCCAUUGGGAACCACUGGGGGUACCAUGUAGGGAGCUGUAGAACAAUGAACACUUAAAUAACUGUGGAAGUUGAGAUUGCCUAAAUAGACAUUGAAAGUGUAUCUAACAUGAGACUGACACCCAAGGAAAGUAGAUACAAGGGCCAGGAAGAUUUCUCCAUAGUUGAAAACCUGCCUCAUGAGGGUGGAGAAGGCAGCUGGAAUAGAGAAGGGAUCACUAAGAAAAUGAUGGUUGGAAGAAUUGGUCAGGAUGAGAGAGGUGUGCUGAAAGUAGAUAAAGGACCAAACAUAACCUCUCAGUAUCUGUAUUAUAAACCAUAUGCCCAAAAGUAGAGAGAAAGUAUGGGGAAUAUUGUUUUCC
This is a messenger RNA of Sorex fumeus (smoky shrew), 2613 nucleotides long. RefSeq names its product dopa decarboxylase (gene DDC). Gene Ontology annotation, biological process: serotonin biosynthetic process; amino acid metabolic process; catecholamine metabolic process. NCBI's taxonomy places the organism in Eukaryota, Metazoa, Chordata, Mammalia, Eulipotyphla, Soricidae. Bases 190 to 1638 code for a protein of 482 amino acids. The transcript is spliced from 15 exons. Gene Ontology annotation, molecular function: aromatic-L-amino-acid decarboxylase activity; pyridoxal phosphate binding. The record is from RefSeq and is a predicted model, not a curated record.